This is a messenger RNA of Malus domestica (apple), 4048 nucleotides long. The record is from RefSeq and is a predicted model, not a curated record. NCBI's taxonomy places the organism in Eukaryota, Viridiplantae, Streptophyta, Magnoliopsida, Rosales, Rosaceae.
CCCUCUCCUCCUCCACGUUUAAAAAAACAACGCUCUCCUUCCUCUCUCUCCAACGUUUUCGAAUUCAAACUCUCUCUAGAUUGCUCGCGAUCUUAGAACAAUGAGGACGAAGAACAAAAACACCGACAGCGCCGGCGAGUCUCGGUUUUUAGGAACCAUUUCGGCUUCUUCGCUUCGAAACCUCCUUCCCAGAUCCACUUCCACCAAGAACAGCAAAUCCAUCUUCAACCUUCGAAACCCUAACUCCGAAAACACUCCUCCACUCAGUCCUAACAUCCAGACCAAUCGCCACGCUGGCGACGAUCCGUCUGCUUCGCCAAUCAAGCCUGUACUCUCCGAUCUGUCCAAAUCUCAGAUCACAGAAUCGGACGGCCAGGAACAAGCGUCGGCUGCUCUUAACUCACCAACGGUGAAGAGUGUGAUUGAUCGAUCCAACGGUCAGGGUGAACUCCUACCACCUCUGGACCCAUCAGUGAAGGUUGUGGUGAGAAUUAGACCUACUAAAGAUGGUGCAAAUUGGGGAGAUCGGACAGUUAAGAAGGUUUCUUCGCGCAGUUUGUCCGUUGGGGACCGUACAUUUUCAUUUGAUUCGGUUUUUGAUUCGAAAUCCGGACAGGAAGAUGUUUUUCAGAUGGUUGGUGUGCCUGUGGUUGAAAAUGCAUUAGCCGGUUACAAUACUUCCAUCUUGUCAUAUGGACAGAGCGGAAGUGGCAAGACAUACACACUAUGGGGUCCGCCGAGUGCUAUGGUUGAGGAUGCCUCUCCUGGAAGUUGCCAAGGCAUUGUUCCACGCAUCUUCCAAAUGUUGUUUUCUGAGAUUCAAAGGGAGCAAGAGAACUCUGAAGGGAAACAGUUGAAUUACCAGUUCCGUUGCUCUUUUCUCGAGAUAUAUAACGAACAAAUAGGAGAUUUACUUGAUCCAACCUUGCGGAACCUUGAGAUUAAGGAUGACCCAAAAAAUGGAUUUUAUGUUGAGAAUCUGACUGAGGAGUAUGUGACUAGCUAUGAGGAUGUGACACAAAUUUUGAUUAAGGGGCUUUCAAGUAGAAAAGUUGGAGCAACUAGCAUGAACUCCAAGAGCUCAAGGUCCCAUAUUGUUUGUACAUUCAUCAUCGAAUCCUGGUGUAAGGAGACCUCAUCCAAGUGCUUUGGUAGCUCAAAAACAAGCAGGAUGAGUUUUGUUGAUCUUGCUGGCCUGGAUAGAAAUAAAGGUGAUGAUGAUACAGGUAGAAAAUGUGCGAGGGAAGACAAAUAUGUAAAGAAGUCAUUGUCAAGGCUUGGGCUUUUGGUAAAUACUCUUGCAAAAGCGCCUCAGUCUGGAAAAUCUGAAGAUGUUCCAUUUAAGUCUUCCUGCUUAACAAAUUUACUGCGAGAAUCAAUUGGUGGCAACUCAAAACUAACUGUCAUAUGUGCAAUUUCCCCAGAUAACAAAAAUAAUGGUGAGAUACUGCAAACACUAAGGUUUGGAGAACGAGUGAAAUCUGUUAGGAAUGAACCAGUAAUAAAUGAAAUAACAGAGGAUGAUGUUAAUGAUCUGAGUGAUCAAAUUCGCCAGUUAAAGGAAGAACUUAUAAGAGCAAAGUCUAGUGGAUCGCUUGUGAUUAAGAACGGAUAUUUCCAAGGGAGAAAUGUACGUGAAAGCUUGAAUCAAUUGCGGGUGAGCCUGAAUCGAUCUUUGAUUUUACCCAGCAUAGAUAAUGAUUCUGAUGAAGAGGUAAAUAUGGAUGAACAUGAUAUAAGGGAACUACGUGAGCAGCUAGAUGAGCUGCAUAAUUCUUAUGAGAAGGAUAUUAGGGACAAUUCUGUCAGUAAAGAUUCUGAUCAGUUGGGUGGAAGUUGUGAUACGGACUCGAUAAGGGAAGCUGACUUUCAUAGUUCAGACGAAAAAGAAAUCGAGGUAUUUGAAGAAAUUGAUCUGGAAUUUUCUCAGAAUGAGCUUCCUCCUAAGGACAACAACAAAUUGGCAGAAAACCUUUCUCCUACCACCGCCAGUCUAGAAAACAGAAGUGGUGUUUCAAUCAGUUUAUGCUGUCAGUCCCCAGUCCUCCAAGACCCAACACUGUCUGAGUCUCCAAAAAUUGGAAAUGCACAAAGAAAGAGUGUCACUUUUGCACCAAGUUGUUCAGUUAGUCAGAACAAUGUACCAGACAAUUCCAAGUUCAAGUCAGAUGUAUUGAGACACUCACUUAACCAAAGUGAAAACAUCCAAUCCUCUUUGCGCUCAAGCAAGAUAUUUCCAGGCCCCACUGAGUCAUUGGCUGCCAGCCUCCAGAGGGGCUUGCAGAUAAUUGACUCCCACCAGCAGAACUCCAAAUCAAGCAAAUCUGCAGUCUCGUUCUCCUUUGAGCAUUUGGCAUUGAAACCUGUUAAAGCUAAUUCUUCAUCUCAAACAUUACCAGAAACAAGGCCAUCCAUAGAUGGGCCAUCUUCUUCGUUCCUUUGUGCAUCAUGUAAAAAAAGAGUGUAUAAAGAUGAUGCCAAUGAGGUCCAGGAUAGCUUGAAAACAUGGACUGUAGUAGUUGAUGAAGCAGGAAAUCCUAACCAAAUGACUGAGGAUGGAUUGGAAGAAGCUAAAAAGGAGGAGCUUGAGAAUCGUUGCAAGGAGCAAGCAGCUAAAAUUGAGCAGUUAAACCAACUGGUAGAGCAAUUCAAAAGUUGUGCAGAAAAUGGUAAAGAAAUGAUACCAUAUGAGGAGUUCAAAGACGGAAAGAAGCUUGUGAGGGGCAGUUCUGUUGAUAUUCACCAACCAGAGAUUAUAAAGGAGAAAUAUGAAAUACGGGAAGUUCAGACUCAGUUCGAUCUUGGGUAUGGGAAUGCAGAUUUUGAUAUGGAUGAGAAGGAAGUACUACUUAAGGAAGUUCAGAUGUUAAGGGCCAAAUUGCAGUCACGCACUGAUGCAUUACCCAACAAGUCCACUGAGAGUCUGAGAUCCUCUUUAUUGUCACGAUCCAUGCAACUGCGAAAAAGUGGUGCAUUUCAAGAUAACAGCAAGGAAGAACUAGAGAAGGAAAGACAGAGAUGGACAGAAAUGGAGAGUGAUUGGAUUUCCUUAACUGAUGACUUGCGGAUAGAUCUUGAAUCCAUCCGUCGACGAGCAGAUAAAGUGGAGAUGGAAUUGAAAUUGGAGAAGCAAAGCACUGAAGAGUUGGAUGACGCGCUUCAUAGAUCUGUCCUUGGGCAUGCUCGCAUGGUUGAACACUAUGCUGAACUACAAGAUAAAUACAAUGACUUGGUUGCAAAGCACCGUGCAAUCAUGGCAGGAAUAGCAGAAGUGAAGAGGGCAGCAGCAAAGGCAGGAGCAAAAGGUCGUGGAUCUCGCUUUUCCAAAUCCCUGGCAACAGAGCUCUCAGUAUUGAGGGUGGAAAGGGAGAGGGAGAGGGAACUUUUAAAGAAGGAGAACAAGAGUCUCAAGAUUCAACUGAGAGAUACUGCAGAAGCUGUUCAUGCUGCCGGAGAACUCCUUGUUAGGCUUAGGGAAGCUGAACAUUCAGCAUCAGUUGCAGAGGAGAAUUUUAGGAAUGUGCAUCAAGAAAACGAAAAGUUGAAGAAGCAAAUGGAGAAGCUUAAAAGAAAACACAAGAUGGAGCUGAUCACCAUGAAGCAAUACAUGGCAGAGAGUAAACUGCCAGAGUCUGCUUUGCAACCACUAAACCGGGAGGACUCUGACAUUCCGCAGAACACAAUCAUAGAUGAUGAUCAGGCAUGGAGAGCAGAAUUCGGAGCCAUAUAUCAAGAACAUUACUGACUGGUCAAAAUUUGAAACCAAAAUGCAAUUUGGAAAGUUUUGGUCUGCUCACUGGCAGUGCAAGCAUUCAACUACCGAUUUAUCUGGUUUGCUCACAGGCAGUGCAAGCAUUUAACUACCGAUUUAUCUGAAUGAGACCCAACUUGGGGUUCAUGCAAUAGACAACAGUACUAUGAAUUUGUUCCUUUUCUAUUCUUUUACCGAGUGCCUCAAUCCAUAUGAUUCAGUGUUUGUCUUGAAGCUAUGUCUUGUAAAUUUAUUUUUCGGGAUUAGACUCCAUAAUCUAUUGCCAAGGAUUCACAA